Messenger RNA from Hordeum vulgare subsp. vulgare (domesticated barley), 1638 nucleotides. RefSeq names its product cytochrome b561 and DOMON domain-containing protein At4g12980-like. The record is from RefSeq and is a predicted model, not a curated record. Lineage: Eukaryota; Viridiplantae; Streptophyta; Magnoliopsida; Poales; Poaceae. Bases 294 to 1448 code for a protein of 384 amino acids. The transcript is spliced from 2 exons.
AGCAGGAACCGGUCUCCCUCCCUCGGUUAUUCAGCGCCUUUUUUUAGACGAAGGUUUAUCGUUCAGCAGCCAACAAGACUCUGUCCCGCGUACCGGCGUGGAAGUUUCCACCCGCACGGCAACCUCCCCAACAACCGCGCCAUCACGUCGCCGGCUCGCCGGCAGUGGUACAUAUACCUCCUCCCCCCCCACCUCCUCCUCUCACCACCACCAGCUCCCAGCACCACCAUCUCCAUCGCCUCCCGCGCUCCAUUUCGCGCCUCGAACCUCGUGCUCUGACCUCCACCGCUGCCAUGGCGCGGCCAGGCCACUCCACGGCGUGGCUCCCCGUCCUGGUGCUGCUGCUCUCCGCGGCGGGCGCGACGGCGCAGAGCUGCCUCUCCGCGACCUUCACGUCCGGCCGCACGUUCCUCAAGUGCAACCAGCUGCCCGUGCUCGGCGCCAGCCUCCACUGGACGUUCCACGCCCAGAACGGCACCGCCGACGUCGCGUUCCGGGCCCCGUCCGGCGCCGACGGGUGGGUCGCCUGGGGCAUCAACCCCAGCGGCGCCGGCAUGGCCGGCAGCAACGUCUUCGUCGCCUCGCACAGCGGCGGCGCCGUGUCCGUGCUCACCACCAUCCUGAGGUCCACGAAACCCGCCCUCGACAACGCCGCCCUCCAGUUCGGCGUGCCCGUCCCGGCCAGCGCCGAGUACGCCGGCGGCGCCUACACGAUAUACGCCACCGUGGCGCUGCCGGGCAACACCACGUCGCAGAACACGGUGUGGCAGGCCGGCCCGGCCUCCGGCGGCAGCAUCUCGCCGCACCCCCUCUCGGGCCCGAACCUCCAGUCCGUCCAGAGGCUCGACUUCCUCUCCGGAACCAGCACCGGCGCCUCCAACUCCAGGCUGCACCGCCGUAACCUCCACGGAGUACUGAACGCGGUGGGAUGGGGCGUGCUGAUCCCGCUGGGCGCCAUGAUCGCGCGCUACCUCCGGGUGUUCGAGGCCGCCGACCCGGCCUGGUUCUACCUCCACAUCACCUGCCAGAUCUCCGGCUACGUGCUGGGCGUCGCCGGCUGGGGCCUCGGGCUGAAGCUGGGCAGCGAGUCCAAGGGGCUCACCUACAGCACCCACCGCAACAUCGGCAUCGCCAUCUUCUGCCUGGCCACGCUGCAGGUGUUCGCGCUCUUCCUCAGGCCCGACAAGAAGAACAAGUACCGGGUGUACUGGAACGCCUACCACCACUCCGUCGGCUACUCCGUCAUCGUCCUCGCCGCCGUCAACAUCUUCAAGGGCCUCAACAUCCUCAAGCCGGUCACCGGCUGGAAGACGAGCUACAUCGUCAUCCUCGCCACGCUCGCCGGCGUCGCGCUCGUCCUCGAGGCCAUCACCUGGGCCAUCGUCCUGCGCCGGCGCAAGCGCAACAGGGCCCACGGCGGCGCCAACGGGACCGGCGUGCAGCUAUAAUCGUCAGGAUGUGUUUGAGCGAUUCCGAUCCAUGUCUUUAUCUUUCGUCUUGCUGCUUUUCUGUAGUAGUAGAUCUUUCUACUUCUUCUUCUUCUUCUUCGACUUCUUUGGUGGCCAUUGUAUACAUUCUUUCUUCGAGCUGAUGUACGAUUACUUUCAUUUAUAUGCAUAGUGUACUGUUUUUCAUUUA